AUGUCGCCGAUACCCUCGCUGCUCCUCGUCCUCCUAGCGGUAGUAGCCUCGUCGGCGCCCGGCGUCGCCGGCCUCGGCGGCGGGGAGAAGCUGAAGCACAUCCACCUGUACAUGCACGAGACGUUCUCGGGGGAGAACGCCACGGAGGGCGCCAUGCUGCCGUCCCCGUUCGGCGCCAACGCUACGUUCGGUUCGGUGGGCGUGUUCGACAACGAGCUCCGCACCGGCCGGAGCAGGGACUCGCCGCUCGUGGCGCGGUACCAGGGCAUCAUCGUCGCCACGGGGGUGGCGGAGGGCCCGGCUCUGGAGGGCCGCAUGUCGGUCGCCUCCAUUCUUUUCAUCGCCGGGGAGUACAACGGGAGCAAGCUGUCCCUCGAGGGCCCCAUGAUCGGCUUCCAGGGCACGGCUGAGCGCAGCAUCGUCGGCGGCAGCGGCAAGUUCAGGAUGGCGCGCGGGUAUUACCUACUCAAGCUCCUCGGCCUCACGUCGCCCAACAGCGCCGUCUCCGAGAUCGACUUCUACGUGCUCCCCUGCGACCCGAGCUACCUCUAA
Lolium rigidum is the source of this 552-nucleotide messenger RNA. RefSeq names its product dirigent protein 7-like. The transcript has a single exon. NCBI's taxonomy places the organism in Eukaryota, Viridiplantae, Streptophyta, Magnoliopsida, Poales, Poaceae. Bases 1 to 552 code for a protein of 183 amino acids. The record is from RefSeq and is a predicted model, not a curated record.